Molecule: messenger RNA, 563 nt
Organism: Otolemur garnettii (small-eared galago)
Lineage: Eukaryota; Metazoa; Chordata; Mammalia; Primates; Galagidae
Product: carboxylesterase 3-like
Exons: 4
Source: RefSeq, a predicted model, not a curated record
ACAUCACACCCAGCUGAGCCACAGAUGAGGGCUGGAAGAUUGGGGUGAGUGGCUGAGAGGGGGGUAGGUCACUCUCUUCUUCUGUCCCUAGGACAUGGCAGACGCCUUGGCCUGUGGCUCCAGCUCCCCGGCCGAGAUACUACAGUGCCUUCGGCAGAAGGAAGGAGAAGAGCUGAUCCUGACCUGGAAGAGGAAAACUACUCUGACUGCUUUCACUGUCGAUGGCAUCUUCUUUCCCAAAAGCCCCAAAGAGCUCCUCAAUGAGAAGCAAGUCCACUCUGUGCCUGUCCUCCUGGGUUUCAACAAUGACGAGUUUGGCUGGCUCGUCCCCAGGGGUUGGGGUUUACUGGAUAAGAUGGAGCAGAUGAGCCAGGAGAACAUGACGGACAUCUUGAGGCCCUUCUUGAUCAGUCUGGAUAUACCCCUUGAAAUGACAGCCACCAUCAUAGAUGAAUACAUAGACAGAGACUCAGAUGCACUAGCCAAACGCCAUGGCUUCCAAGAAUUGAUGGCGGACAUAUUGAUCACCUUCCAGACCUUUAAUUUCUCAAGAAACCUCCGAG